Molecule: messenger RNA, 1194 nt
Organism: Trypanosoma theileri
Lineage: Eukaryota; Euglenozoa; Kinetoplastea; Trypanosomatida; Trypanosomatidae
Exons: 1
Coding region: 1-1194 (397 amino acids)
Source: RefSeq, a predicted model, not a curated record
AUGCGAAAAGGUUUUAAAGUGAAGAAUGAUGCUGUCCGUGUUGCCCUUAUUGAACUACUUGUAGAGAAGCGUGUGCGAUUUCUAGAGUACUUGAGUGAAUUACACCGAGACGAGGUGCUGUGGAUGGGUACUGUUCGCCUAACACGGCAGGAUGUUGUGAAGUACUUCAGUGGUAAUAAUAACAGCGGCGGCCAUCGCGGGGAAAAUAAUUCUGUGGUCUAUCGCCUGCCAACAGCUCCACCAGUAACAGAGGAAGCGUUAUUGACUAAAGAAGAAGUAAACACAGAGGAUAUUAUGGUAAAAGUGAAGUCUAUUCCUGGUUUACCGCAAACAGUUGGUUCUUCUUGGUUAUCUGCACAUAUACCAUGUUACUUGUGUCUUGCACUUUCACUUGCCGAUAUAUUACGAGUAGAACUUUCGAGAAGAAAAUUUAUUGAGUGUUUGUAUGCACUCUUAUUAGAAAUGGAUGUGCGAUUUGCAGGUGGUACAGCAGCAAAGGCUAUUGCCCAGCUUAACCUUCGUAAUUAUCGUCAGCAACAACAACAAAUGCAUCUUGUAGAAUCUUUGUCUUCUCUUGGUGCUAAUAAUAGCGGCAAUGCUAGCAGUACCUCGUCUGUUUCUUUUGCCGGUGGUGGCGGUGGUAGUAGUAGUAGUAAUAAUAAUAGUAGCAGUGGUGCGUUUCUACAUGGAGUAUGGGAUGCGGAAAAUCAAGUAAAAUAUUACUAUUUAAAUCUUGAGCAUCUCGCGUACAUGAAGGCGACGGAUGUACGAUAUGAAGAUUUGUUUAUUCCUCUCUGUUCGCAUCUUAUAUUAGCAUACAAACGUUUCAGCGACUAUGAUAUGACAAAUAGUGAGGAGAGUGCGAAGCGUGUUUUAUCCAUUGAUCGUCGCCUACAACAGUUAUUCUUUACUGUUAUUAGCAAAGAACUCGAAAAGAUUGCACGGGGCAAACUACUACAACAGACAUUAUUGCUUUCAACAGACGGUCUUUUUGCGGGAUUAGGAGGUACGCGUGGUAACGCACAAUCCCUUUUGCAGGAUCUUCUUGGCCGGACUGAGAGUAGCACUAUUUCGACUGUAGUGACAACGAACAGCAGCGGUGGGGGAAAUAAAGGCGAUAACAAGGUUAAUGCAGCUGAGGCUUUUUCCAUUGAUUCAGAUGAGGAAGAGGAAGAAGAAGAAGAGGGGUUGUGA